AUGAAGGAUAUUCAUGUAGUGGUGAUCUUCACAUUGUCCUUGGUCCUUCUUCCAAAGGCAAUCUCAGGCCUCAAUGAAGGUCAAAUGCAUGUUGGAUUUUACAGAGAAAAAUGCCCCCAUGCCGAAUUUCUGGUGUCUCACUACGUGGCCAAGGCAUUCAUUAGAGAUCGUGGCAUUGCAGCUGGUUUGAUUAGGCUUUUAUUUCAUGAUUGCUUCGUCAAGGGCUGUGAUGCUUCGAUUCUACUGGAUUCGACAUUCUCUGGUGAGCCUGUAGAGAAGGAUUCGGUUUUCAAUGGCAAAAGCCUUAGAGGCUUUGAGGUCAUUGAUAAGAUCAAGACCAAACUAGAGAUACUAUGCCCAGAGACAGUUUCUUGCGCAGACUUAUUGGUAUUCGCUGCUCGAGAAGCUGUUUUCCUCUCUGGUCUUCCUUACUAUGCUGUCCAUGGCGGCCGCCGCGACAGCCGUACUUCCCGCUCUGCUGAUGUUAACGGAAACCUUCCUAUGCCAACAAUGCCUAUGGAAGAAAUAAUUAGAAUAUUCGCCAGUAAAGGGUUAACCGUGGAAGAUUUGGUUGUUUUAUCUGGUGCACACUCCAUUGGACGAGCACACUGCAUGAUGUUCGAGUACAGACUAAACGAAACUAGUAGAAAUGAUCCCUAUAGCCCUUCCAUGGAGCCAACCUAUGCUGCUCAUCUAAAAAGAAGGUGUAACCAGAUGAAUUUAUCGACUAAGAUAGGGAAAAGAAAUGCAAUUGUGAGGUUUGAUCCCAGCACAGCAGACAGGCUCGACAAUGUUUAUUAUGUGAACCUGUUGAAAGGGAGAGGAUUGCUCCAAUCGGAUCAGGCAUUGGUCUUUGAUCCACAUACUGAACGGCUUGUGAAAGAAAUGGCUUUUGAUUCCGUAACAUGGUCUCGGAAGUUUGUCAACUCCAUGACUCGGUUAGGACACAUCAACGUUCUCACUGGAUAUCAAGUGAGAUUGGGAAAUUUUAAAGGCCAAACUCUUUAA
This is a messenger RNA of Humulus lupulus (European hop), 1008 nucleotides long. RefSeq names its product peroxidase 5-like. NCBI's taxonomy places the organism in Eukaryota, Viridiplantae, Streptophyta, Magnoliopsida, Rosales, Cannabaceae. The transcript has 3 exons. Gene Ontology annotation, cellular component: plasmodesma; plant-type cell wall. The record is from RefSeq and is a predicted model, not a curated record. Bases 1 to 1008 code for a protein of 335 amino acids. Gene Ontology annotation, molecular function: heme binding; peroxidase activity. Gene Ontology annotation, biological process: response to oxidative stress; hydrogen peroxide catabolic process.